Messenger RNA from Anolis sagrei ordinatus, 1053 nucleotides. RefSeq names its product granzyme A (gene GZMA). The record is from RefSeq and is a predicted model, not a curated record. Gene Ontology annotation, molecular function: serine-type endopeptidase activity. Gene Ontology annotation, biological process: proteolysis. Lineage: Eukaryota; Metazoa; Chordata; Lepidosauria; Squamata; Anolidae.
GAGGUAAAACACAAAGGAACAAGAAUGGCUCUCCUCUUUGACAUUUGGCUUUCUAUGGCCAUUUUGCUCCUCAGAAGUCCCAGAGAUCAGUGUGCAGACAUAAUUGGAGGGAGAGAAUCCAUUCCACACUCAAGACCUUACAUGGCCAUAAUCAACGUCGGAGAAUGUGGAGGAACAUUAAUCAAACCAAACUGGGUAUUAACAGCAGCCCACUGCAAAGUUGGAAAAAACACCAAAGUAAUUCUUGGAGCUCAUUCACUGAAGAAAGCAGAGCCUUCAAAGCAGAACUUUGCAGUGACUAAAUGGUUUCGUUACCCAUGCUUCAAUGAAGAAGCAAAAGAUAAUGACCUAAUGCUGUUACAGCUUAACAGUUCAGCCAAGAUUACAAAACAAGUAGCCACAGUCAAGCUCACCAGACUUGCCGCCGACAUCAAGACUGGUACUCAGUGUCUUGUAGCUGGCUGGGGAAUUAUUCGCAAUGGAGACAAAAAGCCAUCUGAUACACUACGGGAAGUGAAUGUCACUGUCAUUGAAAGAAGGCUCUGCAAUGACAACAAACACUAUAAUUCCAACCCUGUGAUAACAAUGAAUAUGGUGUGUGCUGGUGACAAGAAAGGAGGGAAGGAUUCCUGCGCGGGUGACUCUGGUGGUCCUUUGAUAUGCAACGGGGUACAAAAUGCUGUGAUCUCAUUUGGAAAGCCGAAGUCAUGUGGAAGUAAACAGUUCCCUGGUGUUUAUGCUCUUCUCAGAAAGGCUCAUCUCGAAUGGAUAAGGAAAACCACAGGGGGUGACUUGUAGAUUAUUAAUUUUUUAAUCAUAAAUUUCUUUAAAGAUUCUUCACUUCUUUUGUUUGCGCAUGUAUUGUUCAUCCUUGUAAUAUCCUGCCAGGUGCUUCAGCUGUAGCCUAUCACCUGCAUAAUAGAAUUGGUUUGCUGAUUUGAUGUACUUCCUUUACCUGGAGGGCCACAUGCUGUGCACCACUGAUGAAACCCUUGGGUGUGCUUGUGUAUAUAUAUGCAUGUCUUAUGACAACCCCAUGAAUUUGUGCAAAAA